GUGGGCGGGGCCCGCCGCCCGCCCUCCGCCCCAGCAUGCACCGCGAGCGCGAUCCCGCCCGCCGCCUGCGCCAAGCGGUGCGGGCGCCCAGGCUGGGCCGGGGUGAGAUGGCCGCCUCCUCCUCCUCCUCCUCCGCCGGCGGGGUCAGCGGCAGCUCGGUGACGGGAUCCGGCUUCAGCGUCUCGGACCUGGCGCCGCCGCGGAAAGCCCUCUUCACCUACCCCAAAGGAGCCGGGGAGAUGCUGGAAGAUGGCUCGGAAAGGUUCCUCUGCGAGUCUGUCUUCAGCUACCAGGUUGCGUCUACGUUAAAGCAAGUGAAGCACGAUCAACAAGUGGCGCGGAUGGAAAAACUGGCCGGGCUGGUGGAGGAGCUGGAGGCGGACGAGUGGAGGUACAAGCCGAUCGAGCAGCUGCUGGGCUUCACCCCCUCCUCGGGCUGAGCGCGGCCGGACGGCUGCUGCCGGGGAGCAGGGGAAAGGCGCUCCCGGGCCCGACUUCACGACGCGCCCCCACUUAUCAGGACGCUUACAGCCGCAUCAGCAGGACCGGGCUUUUUGUUGUUCUUUUCUAAGUUGUCGGGGGAGAUCCCCCUUGGCGCUGCCUGUACGCUGGAGUCACGGCCCUCUGGAAGUCUCCCACGGUGGCACGGGCUGGCAGGGCUCCGUUUUUACAGCUGAAAAAAGGGGAUGAGACUUAAAGAAGCCGGAGCGCAGCCUGACUGCGGACAGAGAGGGGAAGGCGGCGCGGUGGUGGGGGAGGCGGCCCAGUAACAGCCCUGCUGGAAGGGCCGCUGAGGGGCUGGCCGGGAGGCGAGCGUUCCUGCCCCUCGAGCCAGGCCUCUGCAGAGCAGCAGGACGAAGCCCUGCCAGGAACACUCUUCAGCCCCAGCCCUCCCUCUGGGGAACUGGCAGGAUGAGACCCGUCCUGGGCCAGCCGGGAAGGGGCAGGCGGUGAGGCUUGCUGCAGCAGGGCCUCAGGCGUUGCUGAGGCCGUUUUCUCCCCUCUCUGGUGUCUGCGCAGAGCUGCUGGGGCAUCGCUCUGCAGUGCGGAAGCUGUACCCUGAGUACCCCCAAUCCCUUUUCACUACGCGUUAGGUUGCUCCGUGAUAAUAAAAUCAUUCUGUCUUUGGAAUCAUUCCUCUGUUCACAGCCUGGGGGGGGUCCGAUGAAAGAACCCGUCAGCUGUUGAGUGCAGUGUAAUGAAGUUCUGAGGCUCCUCGGCUGUUGUACUGGUAAAAUUGAGCUCCAUUAAAAAUACCCUCCGCGAGACAUCAA
Messenger RNA from Oxyura jamaicensis (ruddy duck), 1274 nucleotides. RefSeq names its product anaphase-promoting complex subunit 16. The coding region runs from base 36 to 440 and encodes 134 amino acids. Lineage: Eukaryota; Metazoa; Chordata; Aves; Anseriformes; Anatidae. The transcript is spliced from 4 exons. The record is from RefSeq and is a predicted model, not a curated record. Gene Ontology annotation, biological process: protein ubiquitination. Gene Ontology annotation, cellular component: kinetochore; cytosol; anaphase-promoting complex.